This is a messenger RNA of Helobdella robusta, 786 nucleotides long. RefSeq lists its product as hypothetical. The transcript has 3 exons. Bases 1 to 786 code for a protein of 261 amino acids. The record is from RefSeq and is a predicted model, not a curated record. NCBI's taxonomy places the organism in Eukaryota, Metazoa, Annelida, Clitellata, Rhynchobdellida, Glossiphoniidae.
AUGGCACAUAUACCGACUGAGCUAACUCAAGUGACCAAUAUAAUCACUCUUAUCUUCUGCAUGUUGUAUGAUAACUGCGUCUGCAUCGACGUCAUCAACAUCAACGACAAAAGUAGCAGAAGCGGCAACAACGAUAUUCAAGAGCGACAGCUAUCUCGCCACGCAGCAGUGGUCACCAAUCAUAACUAUGCUGUUGAUGAUGUUACCAAAGAUUGUGAACAGUUCCCGAACCUAGAAAGAGAUUUUGGUCUCAUUUCGUCUGAGGAAUGUUCCAUAGGAAGUUGCAGCAACGCAAGCAGCAGUAGUCAGCAUUGCUGUUGCUGUUGUUGGAAGAUUGUAAACAAUCACACAAGCAACAAAAGUAAUAACAACAAGUUGAGUCCUAAUCAGAGUCACGAUGGUAUCAGGAAGCCGAAGAAGAAGUUGACGAUGAAGAAACAUACGAACGAUCAUUAUCAUUAUGACGAUGACGUUGUCGUUGACGAUGGUAAUGAUGAUGGCAAAAACUGUGAUGAUAACGACUAUGAGAAUGAUGAUGCCGGUGAAUGGUCCGAUAAGCAAAGUGAAUCAUCAUCACUCCCGGAUAUCAUCCCAAAGACAGCAGUUAACAGUGUCGCUGCUGAUUCUGAGAGAGGCUGCAAUUUGAAGAAGAGAAACUUGAAUAAGAAAAAUGAAGGUGCCAGCAAGCGACACAUCAGCAACAACACUGGACAGGCAAACAGUGCUAACAACAACAAAACAACCGUAAAAAGGAAUGCCCAAGGGGCCCUUGUUGCUGUCAUUUAA